AUGGAGAAAGACGGAAUAUGUGCUGCCGACAAUAACGGUUCUCACGUCGAUGAGACCGUGCCAGGUGACGCGAUUCGUAAAAUUCGCGAAAUGAAGGCCCACCAUCACUGGGACGCUAACCUUCCCGAUGAAAUUGCCGACGAGAUGGAUCAGGCUCUCCAAACUACUGACCGUGAUCUCCAGGAAGGUAUCGCCCAAGACCUUCUGCAGGUCUCUCCUUACCCCGAGGUUCUUGCUGCCGUUCCUAACUUUGACGAGGGUGGAACUGGCAACACCCUUCGCGCAUGGAUCUUUGGCUUGUUUUUCACCACCCUAGGUGCCGCAUGCAACCUCUUCUUUUCCAUGCGUAAUCCAAGUAUCUCUCUGUCAACUUACAUCCCUCAGCUGCUGUGUUUCCCUUUUGGUAAAGCAUGGGAAAAGUGGAUGCCUGCCAAAAGCUUCAAGCUCUUCGGCGUUCAGUUCAAUACCAACCCUGGCCGUUUUACCAAAAAAGAGCAUGCACUGGUGGUCAUUAUGGCCAAUGCUUCCUACGGUGUGGCCUAUGCAACUGAUAUCUUGCUAGCACAGAAAGUGUUUUACAAGCAAUCCUUUGGAUGGGGCUUCGAACUUCUCUUGUGUAUCUGCACUCAGAUGGUGGGAUUUGGAAUGGCAGGCAUUUUCCACAAGUUUUUGGUCAACCCAGCAGCCAUGAUUUGGCCUUCAGUUUUGAUUAACACGGCCAUGUUCUCGGCCUUGCACGACCACGAGAAACCAGCUGCAGCCACAGUCUCUGGUUGGACCCUUGGUCGUAACAAAAUGUUCACGUACUCCAUGGCAGGAUCCUUCUUCUGGUACUUCUUUCCUGGAUACAUUGCUCCCUUUCUCAGCGUGUUUGUAUUCGUCACUUGGAUUAAGCCUCAGAAUGUCGUCAUAAACCAGCUGUUGGGUGGUUAUUCCGGGCUAGCCUUACUCCCAAUCACUUUUGACUGGACCACAGUUACUGCUUUCACAGGCAGUCCGCUGAUGACGCCCUGGUUCGCCAUUGGGAACUGUUUGAUUGGACUUGUGGUCUUCUUCUUUAUUCUUACUCCUGGAAUCCAUUAUUCCGGCCUUUUCUACAACGCCUACCUACCCAUGAGUGACAGCCGGACCUAUGCGAAUACUGGACACAGCUACAAGGUUGCGAAUAUUCUGACACCAGAAUUCCUCUUUGACGAGGAGAAGUAUAGAAACUACUCGCCACUGUUCCUAUCAACCACCUUUAUGCUCACCUAUGGAUUGUCGUUUGCCAGUGUCAUUGCGGUUGUUGUACACGCUGCUCUCUUUCAUGGAAAAGACAUUUGGAAUCGAAUGUGCAGUUCCAGUAGAGAGGAUGAUGACAUUCACUACCGCCUUAUGAUGAAGUACAAGCAGGUUCCGCUUUGGUGGUAUGGCGUUGUCUUCGUGGUAAUGGUAGGCGUCUCGUUCGGUGUCGUCCUUGGAUAUCCUACCCAUUUCACCUGGUGGGCGUUCCUAAUUUCCUUGGUCAUCCCAUUUAUAUGGUGGCUUCCUAUUGGCGUCCUUGCAGCGACUGCAAAUAUCGGCAUCGGAUUGAACGUCAUUACUGAGUUCAUCAUUGGCUACAUGCAGCCUGGUAGACCCAUGGCCAUGAUGCUGUUCAAAACGUUUGGCUACAUCACUUUGGCUCAGGGCCAAUCAUUUACCUCUGAUAUGAAACUGGGUCACUACAUGAAAAUUCCUCCUCGCCUGACAUUCUGGGCCCAAAUGGUUGCCGCAUUCUGGGCAGCUAUCAUCCAAGUAGGCGUCUUGAACUGGUCCCUUGACAACAUCGAGGGUAUUUGUACACCCGAUCAAAAGAACAAAUUCAGCUGCCCGGUAGCCGGUGUUUUUUUUAACGCCUCAGUAAUUUGGGGUGUUAUUGGACCGGCCCGAAUCUUCUCCAUUGGACAAAUGUACGGACCCUUGGUGUGGUUCUGGCUUGUUGGUGCCCUUCUCCCCGUUGCGAUUUAUGUCGGAGCACGAAUCUUCCCUCGCAGUCCCAUUCGCUUCCUCAAUGCACCAAUCAUUUUCGGCGGUACUGGGAAUCUCCCGCCAGCAUCCACGCUCAACUAUCUCAGCUGGGGUAUCGUCGGAUUCGUUUUCCAGAAGUAUAUCCGUAACCGCCACCGUGGCUGGUGGCUGGAGUACAACUAUGUCUUGUCGGCAGGUCUGGACGUGGGUCUUAUGCUUUGCACCUUGUUGAUCUUCUUUGCUCUUCAAUUUCAACAGAUUGAAAUGCCUGACUGGUGGGGCAAUACUGUCGGCACAGACACACUUGAUUCGACUGGCAAAGCUGUUCAGGUUAUUCUACCAGAGGGCCAAAUUUUUGGACCGAAGACCUGGUAG
Penicillium taxi is the source of this 2364-nucleotide messenger RNA. RefSeq names its product small oligopeptide transporter, OPT family (gene optB). Bases 1 to 2364 code for a protein of 787 amino acids. The record is from RefSeq and is a predicted model, not a curated record. Gene Ontology annotation, biological process: transmembrane transport. Gene Ontology annotation, molecular function: oligopeptide transmembrane transporter activity. Lineage: Eukaryota; Fungi; Ascomycota; Eurotiomycetes; Eurotiales; Aspergillaceae. The transcript is spliced from 4 exons.